This is a messenger RNA of Triticum turgidum subsp. durum (durum wheat), 948 nucleotides long. The record is from the annotation of a GenBank genome assembly. NCBI's taxonomy places the organism in Eukaryota, Viridiplantae, Streptophyta, Magnoliopsida, Poales, Poaceae.
AUGGGUGCCACUGCGAGCCGAUCGGCGGAGCCGACGACGUGUGUGGUGCCGGUCCUCGAGUAUUUCAAGCUGGUUCGCUCGCCUCAGCCCCAGCAUGUGCAAACGAUCCUCUUCCGCGGCCUCUUCUGGGACGUAAACGUGCGCCCGACGCGUUUCGUUGACGGCCUAGCGGACAAAUUGGUUGUUUCCCUGCGCGUCGACUUGAGCUUGAGGCACCAUCUCGAGUCGGCCCUCGGCAACCACAUCUCCAUAGAAAUCCUCGACGAGACCCGCGAGCACACAGUCUUCCGUGAGGACACCAUCAAGGGCAUGAUGCAACAAGAGGUCCAUCAGUCCUCGUGCCUGUAUGUUAACCGGAGGGAGCUGGAGGCAUCGUCGUGCGUGUUCGACGACCGCUUCACCAUCAGGUGUACCCUGAAGAAGACGCAGCAGGGAACAAAGCGGCGGUCCCUCCUCGGAAGCUUGUCCAAAUCCAACGCCAUCUUGGAGACGCCGCAAGUUGCAAUGGCCGGGGCCCACACACUCACCAUGUGCGGCAUCUCCGAGCUCAGGGUCGUGCUCCGGAACGGGGAGUGUAUCUACUCCACGCAGUUCACCGUGGGCGGAUGCACAUGGUAUCUCAAAUUCUGCCCCAGAUGGCACACGUGGGCCUUCCUGCGUCUCUUCCGUGCCAGCAUCGGGGACGAGACGCCGCCCACGACGGCGGAUUUUAGCUUCGAGCUCGAGGGAGAGGUGAACUUCAAGUCCAAGAAGAUGAGGCACACGUUCAGCGAUGCAGACCCUAAACACCUGCUAUUUCACUACCAGCCAAUUGUCCCGGCCACACACGAUGACCGCCUAGUUGUUCGGCUUUACCUCGCCGUUAUCAUGGCCGAGGACACUCCCCCGGUCGUCCCAAUGUGUACUGAAUCGGUGUUUACUCCACUACUCACCGCAAUGCAUGACUAG